Messenger RNA from [Candida] anglica, 1131 nucleotides. Lineage: Eukaryota; Fungi; Ascomycota; Pichiomycetes; Serinales; Debaryomycetaceae. The record is from the annotation of a GenBank genome assembly.
GUCAAAUGCCCCCCUGUGUGGCUGAACAAGGGAAGAGGAAAAAAUAAGGAAGACGCGGCCGUGUUUAGAAGCUCACAGUCAAAAAUGAUUUCGCCCUUGCAUGGAACCGUUGCCCUUGUAGGGAUGAUACUAGUAAUAGUUGGCUAUGCAGCUAUUCAUCUCUCUGACAUAGACAAUUACAUAUACAGGCAUUCUGGUGCAGAGAUUUUAUCUUUCCAUCAUCUGGAGAAGUCCGAAGUGUUUUUAGGGCUUCCGGAAAUGCAAUCAGCCAAGUUUGAAUUCAAGAUAUAUUCGCAUAAUGUCCGGGUGGACACGAGGAACCGGUUUCCUCAUGAGAAGAAGUGGAGGGAUCGAUUACAUGAAGUGGUGAGAAGCAUUGAAGAAUGUGGCAAAGAAGAGGAAGACGGACACGAAGUACCGACACUUGUAGGACUUCAAGAAUUAAAGCAUCAUCAACUCAAUGAUAUCUUGAAAGGGUUGAACCAUGAGUCUUAUGAUGAAUCACCCUGGACCCAUUAUGGGGUGGGGAGAGAUGAUGGAGAUACCAAGGGUGAAUAUACUCCAAUUCUUUACAAUAGAAAUGUAUGGACUCUUGUAAACGGAACCACAAAAUGGCUUUCUGAGCACCCGGAUGUGCCGGAAAGAUCUUGGGGUGCUGCCACGAAAAGAGUAAUAACUUUUACAACGUUUCAAAACGUUCUCUCAGGAAAUUAUAUAAACUACAUCAACACACAUCUCGACCAUAAGAGUAUCGAGGCCAAGAAAAGAUCUGCGGAUCUUAUAAUUGAAUGGAUCAAAUCUAUUCCAAAUGAAUAUCCCACGUUUCUCAGUGGAGAUUUCAAUUCCGAGCAAAGUGAGGUUGCAUACCAAACGAUAGCUCACACCAUGCAGGAUGCGUUUUUGGUUGCACUGUCAAAACAAAAGGAUAACCACGUUGAAGACCCCACAACGUACACGGGCUGGGAGCCGGAAAGUGUGCAUACUGUGAUUGACUUCCUCUGGUACUAUAGUGGGUAUAACAGCAGUUUUGUUGAAGUUGAGAGCUUCACGAUAUUACCUAAUGAGAACAAUGGGGUUAGAUUUUCCGAUCAUAAACCACUUGAAGCGACGUAUAUGAUAGAAAUUGUAUGA